CCCGUACAAACUGCGUACCGUCAAGAUGGCGGCUGGGCUGCGGAAACGCGGCCGGGCGGGUGCCGCGGCUCGGGCGGCGAGUCGCUGCGAGCAAUGGCUGCAGCGCGCCUGGCAAGAGCGGCGCCUGCUGCUGGUGGAGCCACGUUAUACGCUGCUGGUGGCCGCCUGCCUCUGCCUAGCGGAGGUGGGCAUCACCUUCUGGGUCAUUCACAGGGUGGCAUACACAGAGAUCGACUGGAAGGCCUACAUGGCUGAAGUGGAGGGUGUCAUCAAUGGUACCUAUGACUACACACAACUUCAGGGUGACACUGGACCUCUUGUGUACCCAGCUGGCUUUGUGUACAUCUUUAUGGGGCUGUACUAUGUCACUGGCCAAGGCACUGACAUCCGUAUGGCCCAGCACAUCUUUGCUGUACUCUACCUGGUCACCUUGCUGCUUGUCUUCUGGAUCUACCACCAGACCUGCAAAGUACCUCCCUUCGUCUUUUUCUUCAUGUGCUGCGCCUCUUACCGUGUCCACUCCAUAUUUGUGCUGAGGCUCUUCAAUGAUCCCGUGGCUAUGGCGCUGCUCUUCCUUAGUAUCAACCUCCUGCUGGCCCAACGCUGGGGCUGGGGCUGCUGCUGUUUCAGCCUGGCAGUCUCGGUGAAGAUGAACGUGCUGCUCUUUGCCCCCGGGUUACUGUUCCUCCUCCUCACACAAUUUGGCCUCCGUGGGGCCCUACCCAAGCUGGGCAUCUGUGCUGUCCUUCAGGUGGUGCUGGGGCUGCCCUUCCUGUUACAGAACCCUGUUGGCUACCUGUCCCGCUCUUUUGAUCUUGGCCGCCAGUUUCUCUUCCGUUGGACAGUGAACUGGCGCUUCCUUCCUGAGGCCCUCUUCUUACAUCGUGCCUUCCACCUGGUCCUGCUGGCCGCCCACCUCAUCCUGCUCUUCCUCUUUGCCCUCUGCAGGUGGCACAGGACAGGGGAAGGUAUUCUGUCGCUGCUGAAGGAUCCCUCCAAAAGGAAGGUUCCACCCCAGCCCCUCACACCCAAUCAGAUCGUUUCUACUCUCUUUACCUCUAACUUCAUUGGGAUCUGCUUCAGCCGCUCCCUCCACUACCAGUUCUACGUCUGGUAUUUCCAUACACUGCCCUACCUCCUGUGGGCCAUGCCUGCACGCUGGCUCACACACCUGCUCAGGUUGCUGGUGCUGGGGCUCAUUGAGCUCUCCUGGAAUACAUACCCAUCUACGUCUUGUAGCUCUGCUGCCUUGCAUAUGUGCCAUGCUGUCAUCCUGCUGCAGCUCUGGGUGGGGCCUCAGCCUUUCCCCAAGAGCAUCCAGCACAGUAAGAAAGCCCACUGAAAUUCACGCCUUCCCCUUCAGUCCACUGAGGACCCUGAAUGGGGAUGGACUCUGCCUUUCCAAAUAAACCUUGCCAAGUCCACCUCUGUGCAGCCUCCCCGGAGGGAUAGGCAGCUGGUGCCAGGACCAAGGUGUUUGGAGCAUGCACAGGCUAGACAAAAGAACUCACUCAGGCAGU
This is a messenger RNA of Orycteropus afer afer, 1520 nucleotides long. RefSeq names its product ALG3 alpha-1,3- mannosyltransferase (gene ALG3). Lineage: Eukaryota; Metazoa; Chordata; Mammalia; Tubulidentata; Orycteropodidae. Gene Ontology annotation, molecular function: dol-P-Man:Man(5)GlcNAc(2)-PP-Dol alpha-1,3-mannosyltransferase activity. Gene Ontology annotation, cellular component: endoplasmic reticulum. The record is from RefSeq and is a predicted model, not a curated record.